Lactuca saligna is the source of this 429-nucleotide messenger RNA. Lineage: Eukaryota; Viridiplantae; Streptophyta; Magnoliopsida; Asterales; Asteraceae. The record is from the annotation of a GenBank genome assembly.
AUGCAUGCUUCUUUGAAAGCCUUCAUGGAAACAGACUUUGCCUCCUACCUUCAACUUGGUGAGCUCGAUAUGGAAGGCCUCCACCAAUUAUGCAACAAUUUUGAUGCUGAAGAUAACCAAUCUAAAGGUAGCUUCUCGAAAGGCGUGCCUUCCACCAAUCCUCUUGUUGCUUUUUGUUUGAGGUUUCUUUACUUGUCAUCCCAGGUGGUUUUUGUUGGCUAUCAUGGGUUUGGAUUCUUCCCAAAGUUUUUGGUCAGUGCUUUUGUAGGCUACUUGGUGGAGCUGAGAGGCUCCACAUUUUUCGCUGAGCAAUCCGUUAGGUGCAACGAUCCUAACAAGAUCUCAAGUGGAAGAACUACUUCUGUGCCAUACGUCAAGAUGAAUGGUGUUUCCCAAGUGCUGGAUCUCCGGGUCGUACGAUACGACUAG